Molecule: messenger RNA, 1365 nt
Organism: Lineus longissimus
Lineage: Eukaryota; Metazoa; Nemertea; Pilidiophora; Heteronemertea; Lineidae
Product: ankyrin repeat domain-containing protein 29-like
Exons: 12
Coding region: 232-1365 (377 amino acids)
Biological process (GO): regulation of apoptotic process
Molecular function (GO): protein binding
Source: RefSeq, a predicted model, not a curated record
CAGGUAUAGUUAGGACGGACUGUAUUUCAUUUGCAGACCAAAAUGAUAUUUUGAUGCCUUGUGUAACAAGAAAACAUAAUUUCUAAAUUUUACAAGACGAAGUCUCACCAAGGAAUAUUUAUCAUGUGAUUGAACACGACAACACCACAAGCCCGGAAAUAACAAGCCUCGGUGAAUCAUCAUCCAUUCGACAGAUAUUUGCAGUGGAAGACCCAAUGUCUUAAAAAAACUAUGGCAGCUAAAAAUAUAGGGGCAGAAAAAACGGACAAAAAGUGGCAUGCACAUCUGUUAAGUAAGUUGGAUGGAAAGCUGACAGAUGAGGAGGUGAGAAAACUGAAGCACUUUCUUGGGACUGCGGAAACGCUCACCCUCAAUGAACUGGGGAAGUGCAGUAAUUUUUGCGAUGUGUGGAACAGUCUUGAAAGGGCACGAAAGCUGGCAAUCGGUGAUUACGACGAACUGAGUGAGUUGAUGGAGAUGCUCAAACGCAUGGACUGUGUUGGUGUGAUCAUUGACCACAAGGGCAGAAUAGAAGAUUACCGUGCAAAGCAGCAUCUCUCACAGUCUCAGAAAACGUCUGUCGGUAGGCCUUCAGAUGGCGCAGUGCCUAAAACUACGGCAAGUGAUGAGAAAGAAUGCUCUCAGUCUCAGAAAACGCCCGUCGGUAGGCCUUCAGAUGGCGCAGCGCCUAAAACUACGGCAAGUGAUGAGAAAGAAUGCUCUCAGAGUCGGGGUAAAUCUCUAGUCAAAGCCGCCGGAGACGGAGAUACUGCAUCAGUCCUCAAAUUGCUAUCAGAUGGAGCAGAUGUAGACUAUAUAGACUAUGAGAUAAUGGAUAAGGACGGCUUGACUGCGCUAAUGCUCGCCUCCCUAAACGGUCACCUUGAUGUCGUAGAUGCUCUAUUGAAAGGCGACGUAGAGGUUGACAAAGAGCAAAAGAACGGCUGGACGGCGCUAAUGAUCGCCUCCCAAAAAGAUCACAUUGGUGUCGUAGAUGCUCUAUUGAAAGGUGGCGCAGAGGUUGACAAAGAGCAAAAGGACGGCUCUACGGCGCUAAUGACCGUCUCCCAAUUCGGUCAGCCUGAUGUUGUAGAUGUUUUAUUGAAAGGUGGCGCAGAGGUUGACAAAGAGGACAAGGACGGCUGGACGGCGCUAAUGAUCGCCUCCCUAUUCGGUCAGCCUGAUGUUGUAGAUGUUCUAUUGAAAGGUGGCGCAGAGGUUGACAAAGAGGAAAAGGACGGCUGGACGGCGCUAAUGAUCGCCUCCCGAUUCGGUCAGCCUGAUGUUGUAGAUGUUCUAUUGAAAGGUGACGCAGAAGUUGACAAAGAGAUGGAGGUAAUACACCAAAACUUCCAUUCAUCUUAA